Messenger RNA from Olea europaea var. sylvestris, 3204 nucleotides. Its product is annotated as protein FAR1-RELATED SEQUENCE 4-like. The transcript is spliced from 5 exons. Gene Ontology annotation, molecular function: zinc ion binding. The record is from RefSeq and is a predicted model, not a curated record. Bases 407 to 2707 code for a protein of 766 amino acids. Gene Ontology annotation, biological process: regulation of DNA-templated transcription. Lineage: Eukaryota; Viridiplantae; Streptophyta; Magnoliopsida; Lamiales; Oleaceae.
AAUCGAUGCUUUGGGCUGUUCGGGCCAUGGAUAAUCUCAACGUAUUGAGCUUGAUCUGGCCCAUUCACUGCCAAGUAACAUAGACGACCACGCCAUAUUGCUCUAUAGAAAUUUCUCUCGUUUAUAUUUUCUUUGAUCUUCGCCAUUUUGCAAUCUCAAGGUUAAUUCGCUUUUCAAUUUUAAUACAUCAAUUGUGUUUCUUGAAACCCUUUUCACCUGAAGCUGGGUACCCAAAGGAAAACCUGCAAUUAAGGUGCUGUUAUGGGAAAUUGCUGAAGUAUAAAUGUUUUACAAUCUUCUCCCUGUACUGAAAUUACAAAACAAGGUAGCCGUAUAAAUGAAAAGUCUUUAGUGCAAGUAUUUGAUUCCUUUUUUCCUGAAGUUUAGUGAAUUUCCCGCCUGCAAAAUGGAGUCCAAUGCUAUCGUCACAGUCGCAAACCCGAAUUUAGAACCUCGAGAUGAUAUGGAAUUUGACACACAUGAGGCUGCUUAUGAAUUCUAUAAAGAAUACGCUAAAUCUGCUGGUUUUGGCACUGCCAAAUUGAGCAGUCGCCGUUCUCGAGCUUCAAAGGAAUUUAUUGAUGCGAAAUUUUCAUGCAUAAGGUAUGGUAACAAGCAACAAUCUGAUGAUGCCAUAAAUCCUAGGCCGUCUCCUAAGAUAGGUUGUAAAGCUAGUAUGCAUGUGAAGCGAAGGCCGAAUGAGAAAUGGUAUGUUCAUAGUUUUGUUAAGGAGCACAACCACGAGCUUUUACCUGCUCAAGCACACUUUUUUAGAAGCCAUAGAAAUGCUGAUCCUGAUAACAGUGAUGCUAAAGUUCGGAAGAGGAAAAUGUUUGCUGCAGGGUCAAAACAAUAUGGUGCUUAUCAUUUUCCAGUUCUUUCUUCAGAGAAUAUUGUCCGGAAUCAGCAUGAUAGGGGGCGGUAUUUGAGUUUGGAAGACGGGGGUGCACAAGUUGUACUGGAGUUUUUAGCGCACAUGCAGGAAGAGAAUCCAAAAUUCUUUUAUGCUUUGGACUUCAAUGAAGAGCAUCGGCUGAGAAAUGUGUUUUGGGUUGAUGACAAAGGCAUUGAGGAGUAUGCAUAUUUUGGUGAUGUGGUAUCAUUUGACAUGACAUAUUUCACAAACAAGUUUAAAAUUCCAUUGGUCCUCUUUAUUGGAGUGAACCAUCAUAUUCAACCCACGCUGCUCGGUUGUGCAUUCAUUGCAGAUCAAACUGUGCAUACUUUUGUUUGGUUGAUGCAAACAUGGCGUUUGGCAAUGGGGAAAGAAAGUCCUAGAAUCAUACUUACUGACCAAAAUGAUGCCAUCAAGGCAGCUGUUCCAGUUGUCUUUCCCGACACUCAUCAUUUUUUCCACCUGUGGAAUGUACUGGAAAAGAUCCCCACUCAUCAUUUUUUCCACCUGUGGAAUGUACUGGAAAAGAUCCCUAGGCAUCUUGAUUAUCAGAGCCCGUGGCACGAUACAUUCAUGAAAAAACUUCGUAAAUGCAUAUAUAGGUCAUGGACUGAAGAAUUAUUUGAAAAAAGAUGGCGGAAAUUGCUCCAGAGAUUUAGGCUAAGAGAAGACCGGUGGAUGCAAUCCUUGUACGAAGACCGCAAGCUCUGGGUGCCUACAUUUAUGAAGGGCAUGUCUUUUGCUGGAUUGUAUGUAGCUACGAGAUCAGAAAGUCUGAACUCUUUCUUUGACAAAUAUAUCAACAGGGAAACUUCUCUCAAGGAUUUGAUAGGACAAUACAAAUUAAUCCUUGAAGACAUGUAUGAAGAGGAGGCCAAAGCAAAUUUUGAUGCCUGGCAUGAAACACCCGAGCUGAAGUCCCCUUCGCCUUUUGAGAAACAAAUGUUUCUUGUAUAUACUCAUGAAAUAUUCAAAAAGUUUCAAAUCGAGGUACUGGGAGCUGCCGCAUGCCAUCUGAAAAAAGAAAAACAAGACGGGUCAACUGUAAUGUAUGGGGUUAAAGACUUCGAAGAUAAUCAGGAUUUUAUUGUGGAAUGGAAUGAACUAGAAUCAGAUAUAUAUUGUUCAUGUCUUUCAUUUGAAUAUAAAGGUUAUCUUUGUAGACAUGCCAUUGUGGUUCUUCAAAUGUCUGGCGUAUUCAGUAUACCGUUUAAGUACAUACUGCAACGGUGGACUAAUGCUGCCACUAGUAGGCUUGCUAUAAGCGAAAAAUUGGAUGAGGUACAAUCUAAAGUCCGUCGUUACAAUGAUCUAUGCCAACGAGCUAUAAUAUUAGGUGAAGAAGGGUCACUGUCUCAGGAUAGUUACGGUAUUGCUGUUGCUGCCAUCGAAGAGGCUCUGCUACAAUGUGAAAACGUGAGUAACCCUUCUAAAAAUAAUUUGAGACUGAACAUAUCGGCAACUCUUCCCAUUCAAGGUGUUGUGGGAGUAAACCAAGGUAGCACUAUCACAAGUGGAGAGCAAAUGCCUAAUGAUGAUGUGAUCCGGACAAACAAGGGUUCCAAGAGAAUAGAUUCUGGAAAGGAAUUGGUCAAUAAUGAUGGAAAUGCAAACAAGAAAGGAAAGCAGGGGCCAAUGGAGACACAAAUUGUAAAUGUUGGGUCUCAAGGCGUUUUUCAGCCAAUGGAUGUGUCUGGUAGCCUAGAUUAUCCUACAUUGUACCCAAGGUUUCUUACGACAUUGUUACGGGGUGGUGAUAUGUCCAAGAGAAGUGUGGAAAUGCUUGACGAGAUGUUGGAGGAACAAAGCUGAACGUGCCAUUAUUGAUGGAUCUUGGACUUGCAAGGAUGAGAACUUUAUCCACCCAAUUGGAUACAGAAUAGUUCCCGAGGUAGAUGCUGGACUGCAUUUGAUAUAAUAUGUUAUCUGCAAUUCGUUUUCUUGGGAUAUUGAUCCACAGGAGAUGACAUCCAUUAUGUUAACCAUUAUAUGGUUGGCAUUCUUGGAUUCCGGUUGUGUGGGAAGGUGGAUUGUCUAUGCUGGGAACUCAUUCUGUCUUGGCCUUUCUACAGUCAGGAUUCAGGAGUCAACUGAGCCAUUUUUGCUAGUCGUAUCAGGCAAAUCUGAAAGACGGCACCACAGGGAGUCUAUUACUGUACCUUUUUUUUUUCCUCCCUGGAUAGUAGUGUAAUUGUAAAACAACUGAAACAAAAGAGUUAGGCAGUUGCCAAACCCGUACGCUAUAUUGGAUAGAAUUGACAGUAUAAUGUACAAGAUUUUAGCUUUUUUCUUCCUCCUUCCAAUUCUCA